AUGGCGAAUAAUCUCAGAGGAAAAAAGAAAAAAAAAGGUGCUGAUCUAUAUUUCCAAGAUCGGAUAUUUGCCCGGAAGAAUGGAUGCUUCGAAACGAAGACCACUAUGCCCAGUUAUUUCUUUGGAUUUGAUCAUCUGUGGAAAUUACUCAAGGCAUAUGGCGAAAAUGAAUCAAUGGAGUUUGCUCAGAGAUGGCAUAAUGAAUUUGGAAAUACUUUCAAUCUUCCUUUCGGCGUGGGUCGCACUGUGGUGCGGACGUGCGACCCCAAGAACGUACAGGCUAUAUUAGCCACCAAAUUCAAUGACUUCGAGAUAGCGGUUCGCCAAAAGCCGUUUGGGCCUUUACUUGGUAACGGAAUAUUCGUCAGCGAUGGAAAAGCGUGGGAACAUUCCCGGGCACUUCUGCGUCCGAAUUUCGUACGGAAUCAGAUCUCUGAUAUUGCCGUAUACGAAAAACAUGUUUCCCAGCUCAUUAAACACAUACCGCUUGAUGGAUCAACAGUUGAUCUUCAAGAUUUGUUUCUUCGAAUGACUAUUGAUUCAGCCACAGAAUUUCUUUUUGGUCAAAGCACUGACACUCUGGGUAAUGGCAAAUCAAAGACUGGAAACAGUUCUUUCGCCGAGAAUUUCAGCAUUUCUCAAGCUAAAUCACUUACUCGUCUAUUACUGGGUCCAUUUGUCGUCUUCCAUAGAGAUUCCGAGUUUGUGAAAGCUUCGGAGGAAUCAAGAAAAUACGUCCGACGGAUUGUUGAAGAGACCCUUGAACAAAGAGCCUUGCAGGCUGAGAAGGGUUCUUUGGAGGGAGAGUCAUAUGUUUUUCUGCACGAACUUGCUAAACGGACCCAAGAUGAAAAGAUGUUGACCGACCAGUUACUCAAUAUCUUAUUGGCAGGUCGUGACACUACCGCCGCUCUUCUGAGUAUUACAUUUUUCACCAUGGCCAAACGAGAAGAUGUAUGGUCUAAGCUGAGAACAGAAGUACUCAAGCUUGAAGGAAGACAGCCUUCAUUUGAAGAUCUCAAGUCAAUGACAUACCUUCAAUGGGUUAUGAACGAAAUACUAAGACUUUAUCCCAUCGUGCCGUUCAAUAUUCGUGUGGCAAACAAGAAUACUGUUCUUCCUACAGGAGGAGGACCAUGCGGAACGUUACCGAUAUUCAUUCGCAAAGGGCAAGAGGUACAAUAUAGUGUCUAUACUAUGCAACGUCUGCCAGAAUUCUUUGGAGCAGAUUCCAAUGAGUUUAAGCCUGAAAGAUGGGAGAAACUCAGACCAGGCUGGGCUUAUUUACCAUUCAAUGGGGGGCCCCGUGUCUGCAUUGGACAACAAUUCGCGUUGACGGAAGCCGGAUACACAAUCGUUCGUAUUGUCCAGCAGUUCGAACGUCUGGAGAGCCGAACGCCCGAGGCUUUCAAGGGGAAUGUAGGGCUCACUCUGUCCAGCGAAUACGGCGCAAAGGUGGCGUUGACACCCAUUCAAGCUUAA
Penicillium angulare is the source of this 1482-nucleotide messenger RNA. RefSeq names its product cytochrome P450. Gene Ontology annotation, molecular function: oxidoreductase activity, acting on paired donors, with incorporation or reduction of molecular oxygen, reduced flavin or flavoprotein as one donor, and incorporation of one atom of oxygen; iron ion binding; heme binding. Bases 1 to 1482 code for a protein of 493 amino acids. Lineage: Eukaryota; Fungi; Ascomycota; Eurotiomycetes; Eurotiales; Aspergillaceae. The record is from RefSeq and is a predicted model, not a curated record. The transcript has 4 exons.